This is a messenger RNA of Meriones unguiculatus (Mongolian gerbil), 1835 nucleotides long. RefSeq names its product programmed cell death 5 (gene Pdcd5). Gene Ontology annotation, cellular component: nucleus; cytosol. The record is from RefSeq and is a predicted model, not a curated record. Lineage: Eukaryota; Metazoa; Chordata; Mammalia; Rodentia; Muridae. Bases 117 to 500 code for a protein of 127 amino acids. The transcript is spliced from 6 exons. Gene Ontology annotation, molecular function: DNA binding.
UCGCGCCUGCGCGGUCGCGGACGCCGGGCUCGGAGUGUACCCGCGGGCGGCUGCGGCUGCGGCUGCGCGACCCCCUUGACGGCCGCCGCGCCUGCGCGACGUGGGACGGCCGCGCCAUGGCGGACGAAGAGCUCGAGGCGCUGAGGAAGCAGAGGCUGGCCGAGCUGCAGGCCAAGCACGGGGAUCCUGGUGAUGCAUCCCAACAGGAAGCAAAGCAAAGGGAAGCAGAAAUGAGAAACAGUAUCUUAGCACAAGUUCUGGAUCAGUCAGCCCGGGCCAGGUUAAGUAACUUAGCGCUUGUAAAGCCUGAAAAAACUAAAGCGGUAGAGAACUACCUUAUACAGAUGGCACGAUACGGACAGCUAAGUGGGAAGGUGUCAGAACAAGGCUUAAUAGAAAUACUUGAGAAAGUCAGCCAGCAGACAGAAAAGAAGACAACAGUUAAAGGAGCUUCUCAGCCUGGCAGCCACAGUUCCUCAGGACUGACACUGCUUCUCUGACUUCUGGACCUACUUGCCACACCACAGACAUUCAGUGCCUUCCAGCCAACAGAGGGCAGAACUGAUGGCGAAGCCUCUGCCCGAGACCAGGAAACCCAAGUACUAAGAUGAAGGGGCUUGUUGGUUCCCUCCCACUCCUUUUCAAGCUUGUUAGCUUUGAAGAGGAGAGAGCGUCGUAAACCCAGGGGACCAUCUCCAGCUGGUUAUUCAGAAGUAUUCUCAGUUCUACACAGUAUUCACGCUCACCAUCUUACCACAGGUUCAUGUCUCAGGAGCGCAUUUACCAGUCCCUUCCUGCUAAGACUGAGAAACACUAGCCUCUUGGGUGGUCAGGUGGCCAGUCAUCUCUGGCACCAGGGGGAUGGCCACGUCGUUGUCUGUGUGCCUGCGGACCAUCCGCCUGUGUCCAGGGGCAGCCUGCCUCUCCGGGAGCCCCUGGUUGCCCUCCUCCGGGAUCUGAGACCUGCUCUGCUCCGACAGAUCAUUCCGCUUUCCCAUGACUCUCUGCUUCUCUAGCUAAGGAAGAGAGAGAACUCAGUUCACACCUGUCCCGUUCCAGACCACCGUAACAGCAGCAGCUUCCCCACAGGGUGUCCGAGCACCCUAACCCCACAGGCGCGGCGACAGCUGGAAUGUGGUAACGGUGCUUGCGGGGCACCGUGUGACACGCAGGGAGUCCUCUGUGUGUCUCUAAUCCCCAUGAUCAUAGGUGCUGUGGCUGCCCCUGCCCUUCCAGCAAAGAAACUGCACGGGAAGGGCAUUUGAUUGUCACACAGCAAGCGGAGAGGGCACUUGACUGGCCCUCUCAGCAAGAUGUCAACGCUGACACGUGUCCUGCCCAGGAGGAGGGAUGUAUGAAAACUAAAAUAUGAAAUCAAACUUGGUCAUGCAAGCUGGGCAUGGCAGCUCACACCUGUAACCCCAGUCCUUGGGAAACUGAGGCAUGAAGGUUACCCUGAGUUUGAGGUCAGCUGACAUUACAGGAUGAAACUGUUUCAAACGGGGGGGUGGGAUGGGGAUUGCUGUAUUUGUCGCACUAAUUAUUGCAGAAAUUCUCUUAAAUGAUCAUUUGUGAGUUUUUUCCAGCAAACCCGUGGCGUGCACACUGUCCCUUCUCUCUCUUCAGCAACUGGGAGAGGCACAUGUUGGAGCUUCACUUUACAGUGGAAUAAUAGAUCAUGUCAGGCCUUAACUGAUUCAGAAGGAAGUUGGGUACAUAAAGAACUAUGUAUGUGUAUGUAUGUGGGGGGGGGAUCAUAACAUGCUACCUACAUACACUGUCCUUAUUUCAAAUAUUGUAAAGCAGUAAAAUUGGGCUACUCUGCUUUCUGUAAA